Molecule: messenger RNA, 1857 nt
Organism: Linderina pennispora
Lineage: Eukaryota; Fungi; Kickxellomycota; Kickxellomycetes; Kickxellales; Kickxellaceae
Product: kinesin-domain-containing protein
Exons: 4
Coding region: 37-1818 (593 amino acids)
Biological process (GO): microtubule-based movement
Molecular function (GO): microtubule motor activity; microtubule binding; ATP binding
Source: RefSeq, a predicted model, not a curated record
CUGUGCUCUAUUUUUCGCUCUUUUAUUUAUACUGAAAUGGACAAUAUCCAGGUGUUUCUGCGCAUUCGACCGUUUUCCGAAGAGGAAUUCAGCAAGGAGCGGUCUGCCGAGUCUGCCAUCCGCAUAAAUUCAGAACGGUCCGUGUCGGUCCCCUCGCAGAGCACCGAGCCGUUUUCCUUUGACUUUAUCGGGGCUGAGGACUGUGCACAGGACCAGGUCUUUGAGGCCGUCGGGAAGCGGGCGACGGGCUCCGGCAAAACCUUCACCAUGCAAGGCGCCCACGAUAAAUUCACCGGGCCCACCGACGAGCUGCGCGGCCUCAUCCCGCGCUGCUUCGAAUACCUGUUUUCGCGCAUCUCUGAGGAAGAGCAGCGUUCUAAUGGGCGCGUCAAAUAUCUAUGCCGCGCAUCAUACAUUGAGAUCUACAACGAGACUAUAUACGAUUUGCUGGACCCGGUCGUGCGUAUGUGCGCGCUGCGUGAGGACAUAAAGAAGGGCAUCUUUGUCGAUAAUGUCACCGAAGAGACAGUGCUGGACCCAAACGAGGCGUAUGGUGUGUUUACCAGAGGCACGCAGAACAGGCAUGUGAGCGCAACGUCUAUGAACCGGGAGAGUUCGCGGUCGCAUUCGGUGUUGAUGUUGACAAUUCAGUCCAUGAAGCAGAUGGACUCCUGGGAAGCCGCAAACAUCAACAAAAGCCUGUCGGCACUGGGCAAAGUCAUCAACGCACUCGUAGAUGUUGGCAGCGGCAUCAAACGACACGUAAAUUAUCGCGACAGCAAGCUGACGUUCCUGCUGCGAGACUCGCUUGGAGGUAACUCUGUCACGUUCAUUAUCGCCAACGUCAGCCCAGCCAUCAGCAAUGAUGCCGAGACCAUUAGCACGAUGCGGUUCGCGCAGAGGGCAAAGAUGAUCCGAAACAAGGCUGUUGUCAACCAGGACAUGCAGGGGAAUGUUCCCCAGUUGCAGGCUGAAAUCCAGAAGCUCAAGCAGGAAAUCGCAAUGCUCACCGCUGGCAACCAGUCCUCGGCCAUUGCCACUCCUGCAUCAAGCCCACCUGAUGACAAGGAGCUGGGCACCACGCAGUAUUUGCUGAUCCUGGCACUACGGAAACUGCGCGAGUCUGAGCGUCAGAAAUCGCGCUAUGCUGAAAUCGCCUUUGAGCUUAAAGAGUCGCUGGACCGCCACAAGCUCCAGCAUCAGCAGCAAUCCCUGGUACUCAAACUCCGGACUGCUGAAAACGACGCGCUGCGCCGGGCUUAUGGCUACCAGUCUGACGCCGAGAACAGGUCGCUGCGUGAGGAAAUCACUGCUCUACAGUCGACACUCUCCGCUAUGCCUGAUGCGUCGGACCUCUUGGUCGAGAAUCUGCAGCUGCGUGAGCAAAUCGAACUAUUCCAGCUCUCACGCGCCUCCAACCCCGAUUCCUUCGCCAUACCCAGCAUUGACGCAGCUGCAGAGGCCCUUGAAUCUCUCCUGCGCACAAACACGCCUCUCGCCGACCUCCAGUCUUUAUUGCCUAUCGUCCCUGACCAUGUAGAGUACGACCGCCUCGAAGAAAGCGUCCGGCAGCUGCAGCAUGAUGUAGAUGAACUGGAAAUUCAGAAAAACGCAACAGAGUUCCAGAUGGCGAGCAUCGAGGAGGACUGGCAGGCGGUGCAGGACGGGGUUGUGGAGCUGAAACACACAGGAUCUGCGGAGGGGAGGGAGCGGAUCAUUGCACACACGCUUGACAAUAUAGUCAAUGAGCAGCCCAGGGCGACGUGGGUGGCAAUGGCUGAAAUGUACACAAACCAACAAGCGUAUUUGUUCAACUGAUAACAUUAAUUUCUCUUUUUCAUUGCGAGCAUUUUCCAA